Molecule: messenger RNA, 1227 nt
Organism: Papilio xuthus (Asian swallowtail)
Lineage: Eukaryota; Metazoa; Arthropoda; Insecta; Lepidoptera; Papilionidae
Gene: Or49
Product: olfactory receptor-like
Exons: 7
Coding region: 1-1227 (408 amino acids)
Biological process (GO): sensory perception of smell; detection of chemical stimulus involved in sensory perception of smell
Cellular component (GO): plasma membrane
Molecular function (GO): olfactory receptor activity; odorant binding
Source: RefSeq, a predicted model, not a curated record
AUGGACGAAACAGUUCAAACGUUUAAUAGGGUUCUUUGUUUUGCUGGAAUAUCUUUUUUCUCUAAAACCAAUCAGUCAUCUAAGAGAUGGUUUUUAUUUCAGAUUUUGAAUUUCAUUUAUGGAUUUGUAACGGUCAUUUUUAGCUCUGCUUUUGUUAUUGUUAAUUUCAAUAACAUGCUUCUGUGUAUCCAAGGCGCUUGUAUUUGGACGACUGGAGUUAUCAUGUGUACUUCGUUAGGCUUAUGUUUGUUUUUUAAAAGAAAAUUCCAGAUCUUUCUUAACGAGAUGGUAUUCAAAGACUCUGUGUUAGAUAUGCCUUUGAUUGUUCAUGUUUUGGAAAGCAAUAACUCUGGCCGAUUGAAAGAUUUGAGGGAUUUGGUUUUAGAGUCUGAAAAAAAGUUUUUUAGGUUCUCUAGAAUUUUGUUAAAAACGUACAUCGUCAUUGGAGUGGUUUGUGUAACACUUUAUUUGUGCUGUGCCAUUUAUCAGAUGAUUACUUCGAACGACAACACUUUAAGAUUAUUAGCUUUUGAAAUGUGGUUCCCUUGGAGUUUAGAAAACUUUAAGGUAUACGUUGCUACGUUUAUAUUUCAAGCUUACUCUAGUUACUUGUGUUGUAUUGCAAAUCCUGGACUUCAAUCUAUUAUAAUACUGUUAGUAAGUCAAACAAUACGACAGUUGACGAUCAUUACGUUUAUUCUAGAAAAUUUGAACGAACUGUCAAUUGAAUUAACAGAUAACAAGGAGAACUGGCAAUACUGUUGUACUGAUAUUUUAUCACAAUGUUUUAAGCGUUACGUAAAAAUAAAAAGAUUUAUAAACCAUCUCAAUGCUGUAUGUCAGCCAUUUUAUUUGACGUUAAUACUUGUUGCAAUGAUGUUAGUCGGUAUGUGCUCCGUGAAAAUAGCUGUUUCUAAUAAAUUUUCUGCGGACACAAUGAAAUAUUAUGUACACAACCUUUAUUUUAUUCUUACUGUUUUAAUGAUAUGCGUACUUGGCCAACAAGUAGAAAAUGAGUGUGAAAAAUUGGAACUGGCGAUCACAGAAAAAUGGUACCUGUUUGACAAGAAACAUAAGACUGGUAUCUUAAUUUUCAAAAUGGCCGUCAAUAAGGGAAUGCCGAUGUAUAUUUUCGGAUCGACAAGAAUAUCUUUACCAACUUUUACUUGGUUUAUUAAAACCGGCAUGUCGUUUUUCACAUUAGUAAUGUCAGUGUUAGAAGGAUAA